Messenger RNA from Cuscuta campestris, 1316 nucleotides. NCBI's taxonomy places the organism in Eukaryota, Viridiplantae, Streptophyta, Magnoliopsida, Solanales, Convolvulaceae. The record is from the annotation of a GenBank genome assembly.
UGGCGGCGGCGGCACCACCACCACCACCACCAUCAUCUCCGUUCUCUCUAUUGUAUUCCUCUCUGCAAGGCUGCCACACCACACGGGCCUUCUUUUCCUUUCAUCAUUAUCUAUUGAUUCUAUUCAUCAUCACUUUCUGCAACUCAAAAAGCGAUAAAGAUUGCCUUUUUUCCCCUUUCAAUUUUAGGCUCCCAAUCACUCCUUCAGGUGCUACGCACUCAAUAGAAUCAGUGGGCACAACUUAUUACCAAAGGCCUUGGUUUGGGAAAAACAGUUCUUUGUUUUCAAUUCAAAAGUGAGCAGAUGGGAUCUUUCCCUGGGCAUGUCUUGCCAGGAACACUGUUUCUCGUCGUUGGGGUGUGGCAUAUUUGGUGUGCCAUAGUGAGAUAUGUGUCCGACCCCAAAUCUUUCCGGGUACAGGCGUGGAAUCCGGUCACGGGUUUCAACGGGAAGCUGAAGUACUUGGAGCUUUACGUCAUAGCAAUCGGAGGCUUCAUUGAUUUCUGUAUCGAGCUGUUCUAUUCGACCCACCUCAAGCUCUUUGUUCAUGGAGUUUUGAAUCCCACUCAUAUGAAUAACUUUGAGCAUGCCGGAAUGCUUCUCAUGUUUGUUGUCUUUGGAGUCAUUGCACUGCUCUCUGAAAAAACCAGAUUCCUGCCCUUGCCCGAAGGAGCAUUGUGCUUGGUUGCUUCAGUGGCAUUCUGCGCAGAGUAUUUCUUGUUUUAUUUUCACUCGACAACGCACAAGGGUCUCGAGGGAUAUUACCAUCUUAUCCUUGUCCUCCUCAUAGGCCUAUGCAUAGCGACUACCAUUUGUGGGGCCCUCAUGCCCACCAGUUUCCCUGUCGAUCUGUCCAGUGGGAUCGCAAUCGCGCUCCAAGGCCUGUGGUUCUACCAGACAGCCUUCACUCUGUACGGUCCCAUGAUGCCCCAAGGCUGCAACCUUAAAGAGAGUGAAAUCUCGUGUGGGUCCGUGGAUAGCCAGGUUCGGGGUGAGCUGUUGGCCAAUGUUCAGCUCUUCGGUUUGGUCUUUGGCCUGCUCGGGGCUGUUUUGGGUGCUUAUGUUCUUGCUGUUUCCAGGUUUGGUCGGCCACCAGAAAUCAUGAUGGAUAGAUAGGAGUAUUUUGGAGCUCUUUUUUUUGUUGCUCAGAUAGGAGUUUCAAAUCAUGUCCACUGUGGUUUAUAGUACUAAACAUUGCCAGUAUGAUUUUCUUUUCGUGAAUUUAUUUCAUUAAUAUGGUUAAAUACUUUUGGGAGAUAGUAUUAACUUUUGAUCAUUUGCAUUUUUUUGUGAGAAAAUAGAUAGCUUACUAUUUU